AGGGAAAAAGUCUUCUCCAAAGAUACGAUCACCACCCGGUGAUGACAGUUAAGUUUACCAAGCUCCCAACUAUAAUAAACCACCAUUUAGUCACCAGUUCUUGUUUCCCACUCGCGACUUUGAGUUCAUUUCUAUCCGAUUCACAGGCAUUAUGGCUAGCAAGAGGAUUCAGAAGGAGCUUCAGGAUUUACAGAGAGAUCCUCCAACGUCAUGCAGUGCAGGACCUGGUGGAGAAGACCUGUUCCAGUGGCAGGCGACAAUCAUGGGCCCUGCUGAUAGCCCCUACGCUGGAGGUGUAUUCUUUGUUAUGAUUCACUUUCCUCCGGACUAUCCUUUCAAGCCCCCGAAGGUGAAUUUCCAAACCAAGGUUUACCAUCCAAACAUCAACUCUAAUGGUAGCAUUUGCCUUGACAUCCUUAAGGAGCAAUGGAGCCCAGCUUUGACAAUUUCCAAGGUCCUCCUCUCCAUCUGCUCCCUGCUCACUGACCCGAACCCCGAUGAUCCUCUCGUCCCGGAGAUUGCUCACAUCUACAAGAACCAGAGAAGCCGCUAUGAAGAAACGGCUCGGGCAUGGACCCAGAAGUAUGCCAUGGGUUGAUCAAUGAUCAUUCCCUAUCUUCAGAAACAAAAAGAUGGUUUCAGACUUGUUAAUUAUUAUCUUUAGUUAAAGGCAUAUAAGUCGAGUGUUUGUUAUGAAUCCCUUCGAGUUUUUCUCUGUAUAUUGAUAUAUACACUUUCAUGGAACUCAAAUCUAUAUUUUUCAAUGAACAUGUUUUGAUA
This is a messenger RNA of Dioscorea cayenensis subsp. rotundata (Guinea yam), 780 nucleotides long. RefSeq names its product ubiquitin-conjugating enzyme E2 30-like. Gene Ontology annotation, cellular component: nucleus. The coding region runs from base 152 to 598 and encodes 148 amino acids. The transcript is spliced from 3 exons. Gene Ontology annotation, molecular function: ubiquitin conjugating enzyme activity. NCBI's taxonomy places the organism in Eukaryota, Viridiplantae, Streptophyta, Magnoliopsida, Dioscoreales, Dioscoreaceae. The record is from RefSeq and is a predicted model, not a curated record. Gene Ontology annotation, biological process: protein polyubiquitination.